Molecule: messenger RNA, 948 nt
Organism: Rangifer tarandus platyrhynchus (Svalbard reindeer)
Lineage: Eukaryota; Metazoa; Chordata; Mammalia; Artiodactyla; Cervidae
Source: the annotation of a GenBank genome assembly
AUGGCCCGGACGCCUCCGGCCUCUGGUCACUGCGGCGGAGGGCGGAGGACGGGGGACGGUUUCCUAGAGGCGUUCUUUCCCCGGCGACAAAGGAGUGGUGUAUCUCCAGGGGUCCGGAGGCCCCUAAGCCUGGUCUUGGGGUCAGGAGGUCAAGCCUUAGGCAGCACAACUACCUUUCAGGCCCUUUACUUGUCUUCCUCGCAGAGGUGCAUAUUAAACUAUGUCCGUUUAGUUCUGGCCGGGCUGGCGAGGGGAGGUCGACCGCGGGGGAGACUCUGCCCAGGGGUUGGGGGCGGCUCCAGGGCCGCGUCGAGGGGCCUGCCGUCGGUCCGGGGAAACUUUUCCGCCUUCCUGGCCCCGACUGUUUUCCCACCCCAGGCUGCCCCCCGCCCUCUUGACUUCGCUUGUCUUUCCCACUCGCUGUCCACCGCGAGAAGGCAGGUUCCCCGGCCUCUCCUCCGAGACCCACUCCCCCGAAGUGGCGCGCGGGGAACGGGCAGGCCCUCGGAGCACCGCGCGGGGCAGCGCUCGCCGGUGGCUAGCGGGCGGCCCGGGCCCGGGAGGGCGCCCGCGGGGAACAGCGUGGAGGCUUCUGGGCCGCGUGGGGCACGGCGGCCCGGCCCGGGCUCCACUCGCCAGCGGCGGGAAGGACGAGCGGGAAAGCGAGGGAGCAGGAAGCGGGUGGCGGCGGCGGCGGCGGCGGCGGCGGGCCCGCUGGAAAGGAGGGAGCGCCGCAGGCGGGAGGGGGAGCGCGGAGGAGGGAGGCCGGGAGGAAGGAGGGAGCGCGGCAGGCAGGCGGAGGGAGGGCUGAUUAGCAUGCAGCAGCGCUCGCGCGCCCGGCUCCAUUGUUUUAACACCUCCCCUCUCCUCCGCGCCAAUCUGUCACCGUUCAGCAGGCGAACGCUGCUGCCUCAAAUGCUGCUCUUCUCAAAUGAGACGGAUAAUUAG